GUUUAAGUUGUUAGAAACAGUGAUUUUUUUUUUGUGAGAGCAGUGAAGGAGCAAUCAGUUUGUUUGCUGUUUUGGUUACAGGACAGAUUAUAUCAUUCUUUCUGUAUGACAGGAUGUGGUGAAGUUCUGGAUAAGCAUUAAGAUGAAAUACUGCUCAGUAAAUGUGAGCUCAGCCACUUACAACCUGUAGCAACAAUAGCAAAUGUAUUUGUAAUAAAAUUUCAUUUAAGUAUGGCACAAUGUUGAUGUUCUUAAGUAGAGCACAUAUUGUUUGGACUUUUUGUUAAAGUGGUGUAACAAAUUAAUUAAAAUCCCUAGAUAAACAGGUUUCAUAUUAUCAUUAUGUGUAUUAUAUACACUCUAGCAAGUGUCCACAUAUAGGCUUAAAAUGUGGGUGUCUCUCAGGAAAUGACAGAGGACAGCCACAUACAAGAUAGACUAUUUCUGUCCUUCGCUUCUUACUGUACAUUCUUCUUUGGAAAUUGGUGUGGGUAACGGGUAGGAAAUGCAUGUGAAAUACUUUGUUCAGCUUUUAACAUUUUUUAGUGCCCUUGUGCCAAAUGUCUCAGGAUUAAAUUGCUCAGCAUCAUGUAGCAGCCUUACUCUCAACAUUCAGCUUGGCUCGGAAGUGUUGCUCCCAUGCACGCUUCUGAAAAGUAAAAAAACCAAAGAAGCCCGAUGGAGCCAAACUUCCAACCUCUUGAGCAUCAGGCCUGAUGGAAAUGUCAGUUUUGAGGAUCCCAGGGAUGGCAGAAUGACAGUAUUCCCCUUGCUGUUCAGCAGAGGAAAUUUCUCCAUCCUCAUUCAUCAGUUCCAGGCCUCUGACAUAGGCGUCUACUGCUGUGAGCUAAGCCAUGAGUGCCAGAAAGUUGAAAUAAAGCUCUCACAAAAUCCAGAAGGUCACAAAGGAGGUUUGAAUUUCCCAUGGUACUAUGUUGCUGGUGGAAUUGGAAUAUUUAUUCUGCUUCUGAUUGUAUUUAGUCUUAUCUAUAAAUUCAGAGAAAAUUGUCUAAAAAGGUCAUCUGAUUCUUAUUACAUCAACUCAGGACACAACCAAGAACAAAGGGAGGCAGAACAUAGAGAGCGUGUUGAGAGCACCAAGGUUGAUGAGUGUGAUGGUGAGUAUGAAGACAUAGAGAGUGAUUCACAUGAGGUGGAUUAUGAGAACACACUGGAAGAAGAGCAUGAUGGCCAGUAUGAAGAGCCAAUAAGUGAGGAGCAGGACGAGGAUUAUGUAAACACUGAGAGAAUAAAUUCUCAUGAUCAGUAUGACAAUACAGACAGUGAGUUCCCUGCUGAACACCAUAUGGAGAGAGAGAUGCAAGGUCACCAUGACAACAAAAGUAUCUAUGAAAAUGAUGAGCAUGAUCCCAAUCAAAAGUCAAAAUUCCCCACAGAAGCAGCAGCAGCAGCAUUCAAAAGAAAGCCAAAUCAGCAGCAAAAUUCAGAAGGACUAUACUAUGCCAAUCAGUCAGAGAUACGCAAGUCUGGCUGUGCUGGGAACAGAAACAAAAAAGGAGAUUAUCAGUUCAAAAAUCCAUUAUAUGGCCAAAUUCCAGCACAGAAUAAAUAGUCAUCUUCCAACUCAUUGAAAAUAUACCUAUUUAAGUUAAAGUAUUGUAAUAUUCUGUUAAUUAUUUUUAUUUUUUAUUGUUAAUUAUUGUUAUUUGUGAAUUAAUACGUAAGAAAAUAGUCCAAAUGGCUACAUGGUUCUGGUUUAUACUAUGUAAAGAUGUCUGAGGUUAUGUAUGAGUGGGAUUUCUUUCAUCGGUUAUCAGACUUAAUCAUCAUCAGUUAUAUACUUUUGAUAUAUUUUUCUUGUAAUAAGUAAGAAAAGUAAUUUCAAUUAAUAUAUAAAUAGUCCUUAGCGCUUUCUUUUGAUUCUGAUGACUAUGUAUGUGUUGAGUUUCUGACUAAUGCGGAAUUAAUUUAUAAAAGGUAUAAAAAG
Neoarius graeffei (lesser salmon catfish) is the source of this 1948-nucleotide messenger RNA. RefSeq lists its product as uncharacterized. The transcript has 10 exons. Lineage: Eukaryota; Metazoa; Chordata; Actinopteri; Siluriformes; Ariidae. Bases 506 to 1573 code for a protein of 355 amino acids. The record is from RefSeq and is a predicted model, not a curated record.